AUGCUGCCGCUCGCACUGUUGCUCUUGGCAACGGGGGCGGCCUCGCGGCCGUUCAACAUAACCCACCUGGCGGUGCCGCAAGUGGUGCCCCCUGGGCAGGCGGAGGUCGAGAUAGAGUGCCAGUACGACGCGAACUUCACCCUACUCAACUGGUUCAAGGGGCCGAACGAGUUCUUCCGCUACAGGCCCGGCGCGGCGCCCAGCACCCGCUCCUUCCCGAUACUGGGAGUGGGCAGGGUGGAGCUGGUGGCGUGUGGGCCGACCGCGUGCAGGCUCAAGCUGGGCGCUCUGACGGAGGAGGCGACUGGCUUGUACCGGUGCGACAUCGAGCGCGACGUGCCGCCGUACAAGUUCGAGACGCGCACCGCCUACAUGGAGGUCCACGGGCACGAGCACAGAAGACCGCUGCUGGAAGGGCUCGCCGAGGAGUACACGGAAGACGAGAGCAUCCAGGCCUACUGUCGAGGCGCCCCGGACGCCGAAAUCCGUUGGUACAUCAACGGCCGGGAGGUGGAGGAGAUGCGAGGAUCGGCGACCCUGAAACGGCAGAGCUCGCGCCUGAUAUUCCAGGGCGUGCCGCCGAUGGUCACUGUCCAGUGCGCCGAGUUCAGGUACGGGAAGCUGUCCGGCUCGAAGGAGACGAAGGCGCGGUGGAAGGACCUGGCCGCCAGCCAGAAAGACGAAAGGGCACAAGAGCAGCGGAAUAACUCCCCAGCAGUCGAUGUCCAGUUCUGCUUGGUCUUUUUGUGUCUGAUAUUAUUA
Molecule: messenger RNA, 762 nt
Organism: Iphiclides podalirius (scarce swallowtail)
Lineage: Eukaryota; Metazoa; Arthropoda; Insecta; Lepidoptera; Papilionidae
Source: the annotation of a GenBank genome assembly